Messenger RNA from Micromonas pusilla CCMP1545, 771 nucleotides. RefSeq lists its product as uncharacterized. Lineage: Eukaryota; Viridiplantae; Chlorophyta; Mamiellophyceae; Mamiellales; Mamiellaceae. The transcript has 2 exons. The record is from RefSeq and is a predicted model, not a curated record. Bases 1 to 771 code for a protein of 256 amino acids.
AUGCGCGUCAAGUUCAGGCACCCGCGGUCGAAGGAGAGGCGCGUCGAUCCCCCGCGCGCGUCGUCGCCGCCGUCGCCCCCGUCCGUGUACUGGCAAUGCACCGGUCAGGAAUCGUUCGCGGACGUCAAAGCCGCCGCGGACGCCAUCCUCAGCGCGCGAUGGCCGUUCGAGCCGUACGACACGGACGCGUUCCGACGCGACUCGGACGGCCACCUGUGGGACCGAAAGCGCGGCGUCGCGCGACGCGGACAGUCGUGGAAACCCGCGGCGUCGCUCCUCGACGCCGGGUACGGCGAGGGCGACGAGCUCGUGUGCAUGGCGCACUUGCACAAGUACUGGGUGAAGACGUGCAACUCGUUCUCGGAGAGCAGGGCGGCGAAGACGGCGAGCGUGCAGGCGGCGCGCGGGCAGGUGCUACGAGACGAGAUCAUCGCGCAGGCGGGGAGGCCGGUGUGCGAGCGGACGUUUAAGCGGCCGACGGGGACGACGGCGUCGUUCGACGAGAGGGAGAAGGUGGCCAAGGCGGUGAAGAAGGCGGCGAAGGCGAAGGCGAAGAAAUCGGCGAUCAAGGCGGCGAAGGCGGCGAAGGAAGGGCCCAGCGCGGGAGGAGCGCCGGCGGCAGCCGCGCCGAACGCGGGCGCCGCCGCGGCACCGCCGGCGAAGAAAUCGCCGGCGGCGGCGCCGGCGGCCAAGACGAAGACGACGCCGCUCGCGUCGACGAAAUCGUCGACGUCGAAGUCCCUCGGCGGCACCGCGGCGAGAGCCGCGUGA